Orcinus orca (killer whale) is the source of this 2463-nucleotide messenger RNA. It is a transcript of the gene CIDEA, whose product is annotated as cell death inducing DFFA like effector a. The transcript is spliced from 5 exons. Gene Ontology annotation, cellular component: lipid droplet. The coding region runs from base 1564 to 2223 and encodes 219 amino acids. The record is from RefSeq and is a predicted model, not a curated record. Gene Ontology annotation, biological process: apoptotic process; regulation of apoptotic process; lipid storage. Lineage: Eukaryota; Metazoa; Chordata; Mammalia; Artiodactyla; Delphinidae.
GGCAUGUGGGAUCUUCCCGGACCGGGGCACGAACCCGUGUCCCCUGAAUUGGCAGGCAGACUCUCAACCACUGUGCCACCAGGGAAGCACCCCUAUAUGUCUUUAUAUUUGAAAUUUUUUACAAUAAAAAGUUUUUAAAGAGGGGAGUUGAAUUGACUGGACCCACUUUCUCACUUGUCAAACUGCGUGUCUAGUCUGGUAGGGCUGCUCUGACAGAAUGCUGUACACAGGGUGGCUUAUUAUGAAUGGCUGAGAUUUACUGCCCAUGGUUCUGGAGGCUGGAAGUCCCAGAUCAGGGGCCAGCAGGGCCGGGUUCUAGUGACACCUCCUCCUGGUUCAUGGCUGGCCAUCCUCUCCCUCAGAAGGGGUGAGGGAGCUCUCUGGACCCUCUUUUAUAAGGACAUUAAUCCCAUCCAUGGGGGCUCCGGCCUCACAAUCUAAGCACCUCCCAAAGCCCACCUUCUAGUGCUAUCACCCUGGGCAUUAGGGUUUCAAUAUAUGAGUGUGGGGUGGACACAAACAUUCAGACCACGGCAGGGGGUCGGGGGAGGGGCAGCUGAGGCCCAGUCCAGCCCUGGGGCUCUGGGCAGGAACCACCUUGCCUGGGGCUGGGGUUCGGCAGGCCUUGUGGAGUCCAGGACUCUGGAAGGAAAUUGCUUUUGGCUCCACCCUCAUCUCGGUGACACCAGUGACCCUCAGGGCAAGACAUAUGUUUGUCUCUGUGACUAAAGGGAGGGGGAGCGGGUAGAAGGGCCUGCUGUGCUGGUCAAGUGAGUCCUGGACUGAGGCAGAGGUCAGGUCACAGCUCUUUGGAAACCGGCUCCUCGCAGCAGCACGGGCAGCAGGCUGACAAGGCGAGGGCCAGUCACCCUGCGUGCAGGGCGGCGCUGGACGCUUUCAUCCCGGUUUACCCCUUUUAAAGCGCCAGGGUUGGGAGACCACCCCACUCCUUAACCCGCUCAACAGAGUCCGCUCCAAGUUCGCAAUUAAGAGCUAUGGAAUCCCUGACAGCUCCGCCCCUUCUGGGGUCUGAACAGGCGCUAUUGCAUCUUCCCAUCCCGAGGGCUAUGCAAGUAGGACCCGGGUUACCCCCUCGCCCUGGCUCGGUGUUUCUCUCGCCUUCCCUACUCUGAGAAAGUCCCGUCCCUGUAGCUAAAGGACUGUGAAGUCCCCGGGGUCCUUCACCUCCUCUACCCCCUGUCCCGGCCGCGAGACAGCCUGGCGGGUUGGCCCUGAGGGCGGGUCCUCGCCCCAAAGGCAGCGGCUGGCGCGGUCCUGGGGGACCUGCGUGCAUCCCGCCCCACGGUCUCCCGAAUCCUGGGGCCACACCAGCCUUCCCACAGCCGAGGCCACGCUGCCAGCGUGGUGGUGUCCCCGACUGCCCCAACCUCCGACAGGCCGACCGGCGACCCCCUAUAGCUCGCGGAGCGGCUGGGCUCCGGAACGUGGUGACUGUCGUCCUCCGCGGUCUCCGCAGCCCAAGGGGCGUGGACGCGGGCGGGGCCGGCAGCGGCGCUUUAAGAGGCUGCGCCCGGGGAGGCCGGCCCCACAGCGACCCGAGCGAUGGACAUGGCCCGGGACUGCGCCGGAGCCCUCCUCAGGCCCCUGACGUUUAUGGGGUCGCAGACGAAGAAGGUGCUGCUCACACCCCUCAUGCGUCCCGCUCGCCCCUUCCGGGUCUCCAACCAUGACAGGAGCAGCCGCCGAGGGGUGACCGCCAGCAGCCUGCAGGAGCUCCUCACCAAGACCCUGGAUGCCCUGGUUAUUGCCAGCGGACUGGUCACGUUGGUGUUGGAGGAGGACGGCACCGUGGUGGACACGGAGGCGUUCUUCCAGACCCUGGGGGACAACACGCACCUCUUGGUCCUGGAGAAGGGACAGAAGUGGACACCGGGUGCUACCUACAUCCCAGCCCGCCAGCCGCCAAAGAGACAGGGGAUCGCGAGAGUAACCUUCGACUUGUACAAGCUGAACCCCAAGGAUGUCAUCGGCUGCCUCAACGUGAAAGCCACUGUGUACGAGAUGUACUCGGUGUCCUACGACAUCCAUUGCCCGGGGCUCAAGGCCCUGCUGAGGAGCCUGCUGUUGUUCCUGUCUCACACCGCCCAAAUGACCGGUCAGUGUCUCGUCCACACGGGCACCUACAUGCUCCGAGUGCUGGCUGACACAGAGGAGCAGGCGGUGCCCAGCCCGCGCCCUCGCCGGGGGAUCACGAGUGGAUAGGGGUGCACAGUGCGGAGUCUCCGCUGACCUCAACCCCGCAGGUCCCUCUCCAGGGACGCAUUCGGAAGACGCUGUGUUCCCACCACGUGUCCCCUGCUCAGGAAAGAAAAGGGGCCUGAGGGCACUGCCAGGGGCCAGGCGGUGGAGGCCCCCUGGGUGGGGAUGGGGUGGGGGGAUGCGGGCAGCAUGAGGCCUGCGGCUCCACAAUAAACCAGUCAAGAGAGUCGCUGUGAUACCGCA